This is a messenger RNA of Toxotes jaculatrix (banded archerfish), 2515 nucleotides long. RefSeq names its product ubiquitin-conjugating enzyme E2 H-like. The coding region runs from base 200 to 751 and encodes 183 amino acids. Lineage: Eukaryota; Metazoa; Chordata; Actinopteri; Toxotidae. The transcript is spliced from 7 exons. The record is from RefSeq and is a predicted model, not a curated record. Gene Ontology annotation, cellular component: nucleus. Gene Ontology annotation, molecular function: ubiquitin conjugating enzyme activity. Gene Ontology annotation, biological process: ubiquitin-dependent protein catabolic process; protein polyubiquitination.
ACAGGACACAAGUAGAUAGAGCUGGUCUCAGACAAACCCCGGAGAGCCACAGAGAGGAAGAAAAGUGGGCGAUGUUGCAGCUAGGAUCUUGUUUAUGGACAUUGUGGGAAGGCUGCUGAUACAGUCCAUCCAAACUGAGAGGUCGAGAUAGCCUCAUCGCCGCAGUAUUUUUAGAUCACUUCUUGAAAGGAAUACAAAAAUGUCGUCUCCAAGUCCGGGCAAGAGGCGAAUGGAUACCGACGUGGUGAAACUCAUUGAGAGCAAGCACGAGGUCACCAUCCUCAGUGGACUCAACGAGUUUGUGGUCAAGUUCCAUGGACCACCUGGAACUCCGUACGAAGGGGGUGUGUGGAAGGUUCGGGUGGACCUUCCAGAUAAAUACCCUUUCAAAUCGCCAUCAAUAGGAUUCAUGAAUAAAAUCUUUCAUCCCAACAUCGAUGAAGCGUCAGGCACUGUGUGUUUAGAUGUCAUUAACCAGACCUGGACAGCGCUCUAUGACCUCACCAACAUCUUUGAGUCGUUCCUCCCUCAGCUGCUCGCCUACCCCAACCCCAUCGAUCCUCUGAACGGGGACGCAGCUGCCAUGUACCUGCACCGACCAGAGGAUUAUAAACACAAGAUCAAAGAGUACAUCCAGAAGUAUGCCACAGAGGAGGCUCUAAAGGAGCAGGAGGAAGGAGGGGGCGACUCUUCCUCGGAGAGCUCCAUGUCAGACUUUUCCGAGGACGAGGCUCAGGACAUGGAGUUGUAGUGAAGGGGGAGAUGGUGCCCACUUCACCUCACAACAGACUGUCGUUUCCUAAAGAGCAGAAACUCAGUGCUAUAUUCAUAUUUAAACAAGACAAUUUUUUACAGCAACACAAGGAUUUUUAUUGCUACACAAGGAUUUGCAGUAUGAUAUUGCAGAAUAUUAACCCCUUAUUUAGGAAAUCAUCACCAUCUGCCCCUUCCCCCUCCUCCUCACCCCAGCAGAGCCUGUUUAGAUCAGAAAGGAGUGCAUCAUUCAGUUCCAUGAUCUUUAGUUGCGGCCACUGCUUGACCGAGUCUAAACUGAGCAGUGAGACCAGCGCAGGAGGCAGGAGGCCUGCUGUCGCAACAAAACUAGACUGUUUACACUCAGUUUCCAUCCCUCGCCAGCUUCUCGGUUGUAACAUGUUAAAGUUUAUUUCCUUUUUUUUUUCAUUUCUGGUCUUUACUCAGCAUUUUUACUGCCUCAUUGUCGGCAUCUUUUCCUCGCCUCGACAGAGGUCUGCAGGAUGACUGCAGGAUCCACUAUUUCUGAGCAAUCUCAACUUCAGAAGAGAGUGGACCCCUUCCCCCCUUUUUUUUCAUUAUUAAAUGUCACCUUUCAUUUUAGUUUUUGACACUGCCGCCCUGAGGAGCUGCCAUUUACAAUCAUCACUUCUGAGGAACCGAAGACCAGAAGGCCACCACAGUGCGGUCAUGAGCUCAUCGUGUACAGACUGGUGGCUGCAGACGGCCUCUCUGACAGGACUGCCCUCUGCGCAGACCUGCUUACACAUCAUGCGCACUAUCAAACAACCAAUGCAUCAACCAUGACAACACCACAGCGUGUGUGCGUGAGCGUGUGUGAGCCUGUGUGCAUGCAUGAAUGUAAUCCAGGGAGAAUCAUGGCGUAUUGAUAACCCGUGUUGUACUGACCCCUGAUGCUCAGCAGAAGUGGAGGAGAAGGUUCACAGUCCCGAUCCUUCUCGUCUUCAACACUCAUCUCCUCCUCCUUCUCCUCUCCGUUUUAGGAAAGUGUUUGUUAUUCUCUGAGUAUCUUUGUAUAUUGUGGCAUGACACAGAAGUAAAGUUUGUGUAGGGCUUUGUGGAGCUGUAACGCUGUAGACAUGAAGAGGACGCCUGUGCGCAGGGCCUCUGUGAGCCUGUCGGAUUUUGGUGGGGAUAAUCCAGGUCCUUGUUGAAUUGUUGAACUUCUUAACUUUGCCUAUUGCUUGUGUUGAACUAUAAUAGGUGUUUGACUUGCGUAGGGAUAGUUAGUUUUUUUGCGGGUGGUGAAUUCUAUCAUAAUGUAUGGUUUAAUACUUAUAUAACACACUAGUUUAAAGACUAAUUGUCCUGUAAAGAUGAGGAGAACUAAUGCAUCUUUGUCUGUGGGAUGACUCUUUGUUGAAUCAAAUCCUCCAAAGACGUGUUGCACCCCUGCUCCCCUGCACUCCUUUCUUAUGCAAAUGUGUCCAUCAAAGAUAAUUUACGUUGUCAGACAGAAGUGCUCUUUGUUUCAGCCAUUCAACACUGUCGCAUUUACUUUUGUCACGCUGUUGAUGGCCUGUUGUUUUCCAAAAUGGCGGGACCAAAAUAUGAUGGAUCUACAAUCUUAGUUUGAUAUAUUACCCCCCAAAUGAAAAAAAAAAAUUGAAGUAAACAAACACGCAGAAAAUCCUCCUCGGACUGGAUUUGGGGAUAAGGAGUUUACUUUUAAGGUUCAACAAGAAGUUAAAUGAAUAAUGUUCCUCAAAGUGUCAAACUAUUGUGUGGCCAUCUCAAAUUA